Messenger RNA from Megalopta genalis, 4275 nucleotides. RefSeq names its product ras-like protein 1 (gene Ras85D). Gene Ontology annotation, biological process: signal transduction. The record is from RefSeq and is a predicted model, not a curated record. Lineage: Eukaryota; Metazoa; Arthropoda; Insecta; Hymenoptera; Halictidae. Gene Ontology annotation, molecular function: GTPase activity; GTP binding. Gene Ontology annotation, cellular component: membrane.
CUUCGUAGAUUGGCACCACUGAUGCUUCUUUCCAGAUGGUUUCUCUCCAGUGUCCGAUUUGUAAUAGUUAGAGUUGGAAAAGUGUGUUUUUAAACCGGUGCAUGUUCCUGAAAUGUGUCUUUGAACUUUGGUAAGGCCAUGCAUGAAGACGAGAAAGAUCUCCUGCUCGAACGACGUUUAUUUUCACGUCGAUAGCGUUGCUCGUUUGUUCGAUGUACUCUUGAAAAUACACCUCUCGCUUAACGUCGGUAUUUCGAAGAAUUCGAAACAAGACGCAAUUGUAGCUUUGCAUUAAAAGCUUUAGAUCGUGUUGGAAUUAUAAUUACAUAAUGACAGAAUAUAAACUUGUCGUUGUGGGUGCUGGAGGUGUUGGCAAGUCUGCUCUUACGAUUCAGUUGAUACAAAAUCAUUUUGUAGACGAAUAUGAUCCCACAAUAGAAGACUCUUACAGAAAACAAGUAGUCAUAGAUGGGGAGACAUGCCUUUUAGAUAUAUUGGACACAGCUGGACAAGAAGAAUAUAGCGCAAUGAGAGAUCAGUAUAUGAGAACCGGUGAAGGAUUUUUGUUAGUGUUUGCUGUGAAUUCAGCUAAAAGUUUUGAGGAUAUAAGCACAUAUAGAGAACAAAUAAAAAGAGUAAAGGAUGCAGAAGAAGUACCGAUGGUAUUGGUAGGAAAUAAAUGCGAUCUUCAACAAUCCUGGGCAGUAAAUAUGUCACAAGCAAGAGAAGUUGCCCGUCAGUACGGUGUGCCUUUUGUUGAGACUUCUGCAAAAACUAGAAUGGGAGUAGAUGAUGCUUUUUAUACUUUGGUCAGAGAAAUACGCAAAGAUAAAGAAUACAGAGGCAAAGCAAAAAAGAGAAGUAUGAGAGGAGGUAACUCAAGCAAUAGGAGACGUCGGUGCUGUUUGUUUUAAAUCACUGAAUACCAUAACUUUUCUCAUUCGAAGCGGUAACGCGAAAUAAAUUGUAAAAAGCGUUAGAUUAUGUUCACUUUACGCACAUUUUUGCAGCUUAUUCUAUAGAAUAUUGUACUAAUUUUCAAGCACAAUUUUUUCAAUACAUUGAAAGAGAGAGAAAGGAAGCGAGAGAAAGAGAGAGAGAGAACAAAGUAUGUAAUAGUAUUGUAUAAUAUUGCAUACAUUUUUACUCUUGAAGUUGAAUUUCAUAAAAUACAUUAUUUGUUCAACAGUCUGCCAUAUAACUCUUAAUAUUCCAUUUGCAGAAGAAUUUUAACCCUUGAUUGCAUAGAAUAGUCAGUACCGAAAAAUAUUUAUAGGACUAUUCCUCUGUUUUAUUGUUAAUUACGUUUAAUUAAACAUACAGAAAAGUAUUAUCCCACAAAAUGAUUGCAUAGUUUAAAAAUUGUGGGUGAAAGGUGAAUACUUUCAUUGCAUGCUUUAUUAAAAUAGUUUAUACUUUUAAAUAUUACGUAUCUCUCUCUCUAUGCAUAUGCAUACAUGUAUACAUAUACAUAUAUGCGUAUACAUAUAUAUGUACAUUCAUAUGUAUACCUGUAUGUAUAUCUAUAAUUCACUGAUUGAACAUAUUUCUAAUCUUUAUUUUCAUACCUUACUCUGCAUAGCAAAAAAAUCCAUUUACACAAAAAGAAGAACAAAAGCCAUAAAACUCAAGAAAAUACAGUAUGGAUAACUCAUUUUGUGCUGUGAUUAAAUAAUCUUAAGCAUGCCAUGCUAGUUAGGAGGUACUAUUGUGAUUAAGUAUGCAAUUUUGAUAUAAAUACCUAUUUAUCAGUUUAAAGGUAGGUAGGUUCGCUCGUGUUUUCAUUUUUAGUGCAAUUAAAAACAUACUUCGUGUUCUUUGUAUGCAUCAACGAAACAAGCUCUUGCAUGUGACGAAGGUGAUACAAUAUGCAAUUAGUUUUUUACAUUGAUAUUUUUAUAUGUUCGCAUAAAGGAAAUUUACUAGAUACGAAUUUAUUUUUCCGAUUGUACGUGUUUAAGUAUCCUUUUUAUUCGUCGUUGUUACUUCAAUGUAGAGUUGAAAACUCUCUUUGUUAUGGAGAUCUAAACAUUGCCAGAUACGGUAGUUCACCAAGCAGGCUAACUUUCACAACUUUAGCUUUGGUCAUCUGCGAAUUUAACUAGAACUUCUUAAUGUUACCACAAAGCAACAUGAACUUAUAAUAGUCUUGUAGGUUUCCAGUAUGUGCUGGGAUCUUUACACUCUCCUGCUCGUUAAAUAUCAAUAGGGCCAAUAAUGGUGACAUCGUUACACAGAUUUUCGUUGAAAUCAUAAGGAAUAAUCUCAUCUGGAUUGAUGAGAAGAUAAUUCUCAUCCCUGCUAGCUUCAGUAAUGUUGUCAUGUUCAAAUGUAUUAUUUCCUGUGAUGGACAGGAACUGUCGAAUUAGAAUGGACGUCAAAGGGUUGUUCACAAGUUAGAAGGGACAAUGUUCUCGGCUCUGGGUAUUAUUUCAUCGAAUCCUCCGGUUCCGAAGUUCUCAUAGCCAAAGGAAGAUCUCUCGCGUCAUUAAUUGUGUUUUGACUCUACUAAUGCGAGACUAUUGCGAUAGAAAAUGUAAUUACAAGAGUGUGCGACUGUUCAAAACGAUGAAAGGCGGUAUUGGGAUCAGAUAGUCCGGGAACCAAGUUCUUUCGGUUUAUAUCCUGUAACUGAUCCAUAGUUUUAUAUGACUCUUCUUCGAUCUGUGGUCGUUCAUUUGCUUAUUAGACUGAGAUUUCCUUCCUCUCUGACCGUGCACUGGAAAUGUAUUUGCAUAAAGGUGCCUGGAUCUUUCGUGAGGAGCAUAUCUCUCUGGUUGCUGGUUCGUCUGUGAACCGGUAACGUCGAUUGAUGGUACUGAUUGCACGAUGAAACGCUUUGUAAGAAAUGACAUCAUAAUUUAUCGCACAAACCGAGAAGUGAAAGUUUACAUUGAUAUUUGAAUGUUUAAAUAUAAACAAUUACCGUAGUGUCAUGGUCGUACAAAAAUAGUAGCUAUUUUAUAACAACAUUUUUGUAUCCUAUUUUCUGUCGCAUUUAUGUCCACAUUGCGAUUUAAUUUUCAUAUAUUAUGUAACAAGAAACACGAUUUGCAGUUCAAAGGCAUUACAAGUAUCUCUGGUAAACUGAACUUUCAUUAUAAUUGUGUACUUUGACAUUUAUUCAGACAAUAAUGUUAUUUUAUUUGGACGAGACAUGACUCUGUCAGAAAAAUGCAAAGAAGUCUGUGUUUUUUAUAAAAUAAAUAGAUCCAAAGAUGCUUCCUAAAACGUUUGUCGACGUUUCGCUGAAAUGGUCGUGUCUCGGAUUUCAUUAAAUUUGAAACAAUCAAGGGUUAAAUACUUUUCCGAAUGAUCUAAAUAGUACAAUUCGCGAAUAUCCUCGUAUAUGUGAACGCGUACAAUUGUAAUACUAGCUUUUUUAAAUAUUGAAAAUGUGUAUAUAUAAAAUUGCACAGCAUAGGUGUUGUUAUGUAGUUGAAAUUCAUAAUAAAACUUUGUACAAAACGUGUUCUUUAUAUUCAUUCUAUCUUGAAUGAUUGUCUUUAUAUAUUAAUUGUAAGCCAUCUAUGCUGUUUGAUUUUAUAACGUUGAUGGAGGAAUCGAUAACUCUUUAAUUAAUUUUAUUCGUACGGUGUUUUUCGCGUAAUAAAAAAAGACACAUUAUUCGAAUCAAACGGCCCUAAAAUAUUAUUAAAAAAAAAACACAUUUCUAAAUCAAAGUUUAUAAAUCUAUGUGUCAUAUCUAUUUAGGUUUGAAUAUCAAUCUUACUGUUCAUCAAAGUUCUACUAGUAUAUAUAAAUUGCGUUAAAAAACUAUGCACGUACCAUACGCAUACUUUGUAUCAUUUUAUUCGGAUCUUGUUGUUAUCAAAUGAAAAAAUACAAAAUCUAUAUAUCAAGUACAAAUUGUAAAGCGAAGUUUUUUUUCUAUGAAUUACAUUUAUGAACUUCCACGCUCAUGAGAUUUGCACAGUACUCAUUGCUAAAAACAAUACAAGAUAAGUCUGUAUCAUUCUUAUUUAAAACAACUUAUGUCAUAAUCAUGAAAUAAUAGAAUAAUUUAUACACUGAUCAACAUCGUAAUAUACAGUUCAGUGUAUUAAAAUGUUACUACGUGUAUGCUUCUUAAUUUUUUAACUGAAAAAUUAAUGUAUAUUUUUGUUAACAGAUUUUCUAAGAGUCUUUGUAUUAACUCGGUAGGACUUAACAUAAUAUCCGUCAUUUAAUGGCAUGAUAGAACCACUGCAACGAUAGAAAUGUAAGAAAUAGUUUAUAAAAUUAUUCAUAUUAAUAAACCAACAUUUAUACGUA